Messenger RNA from Epithele typhae, 1128 nucleotides. Its product is annotated as solute carrier family 35 member SLC35F1/F2/F6. Gene Ontology annotation, biological process: transmembrane transport. Lineage: Eukaryota; Fungi; Basidiomycota; Agaricomycetes; Polyporales; Epitheliaceae. The record is from RefSeq and is a predicted model, not a curated record. Gene Ontology annotation, cellular component: membrane. Gene Ontology annotation, molecular function: transmembrane transporter activity. Bases 1 to 1128 code for a protein of 375 amino acids. The transcript is spliced from 10 exons.
AUGUCGACCACCCCCAAGAUCAGAAGACCGACAUCCCCUACGACGAUGCAGUCUCCGCGAGUCUCUGCACGACCUCCGCUGGACCAUUCGUCUGUGAGGGCGUACCUGGGGAGUUUGUGGGCUCGCUUCUCUAGCAUCUGGACCAGGCGGUUCGUGUAUUCCUUGAUCGCGGGCCAGGUUGUCUCUCUUUGCAUCACCUGCACGAAUGUCACGACCACGGAGCUUGUUGCACGAAACUGGUCUCUGCCCACUACACAAACGUUCUUCUUGUACUUCGCUCUGUUCGUCAUAUACACCCCGUACACGAUAUACAGAUACGGCUUCGUGGGAUGGCUCAAAAUGAUUUACAAGGAUGGCUGGAAAUAUUUCAUUCUGGCCGCGGCCGACGUCGAGGGGAACUUCCUUGUUGUGAAGGCAUAUGAAUACACGACGCUGCUCUCAUGUAUGCUUCUUGACGCAUGGGCAAUCCCCGUCUGCCUCUUGUUCAGCUGGAUCUAUAUGCGUCCCAAGUACCAUUGGACUCAGCUCCUGGGUGUCUUCGUUUGCGUCGCCGGUCUGGGCUUGCUUGUUGCUUCCGACGAGAUCACCGACAAAGACUGGCCCGCGCUCAGUCGUGCGAAGGGCGACAUCUUCAUGCUUGUUGGCGCGUCGCUAUACGGUUUCACAAACGCGACCGAGGAGUUCUUCGUGCGUCGGUCGCCGCUGUACGAAGUCGUCGGCCAGCUCGGAAUGUGGGGCGUCCUCAUCAACGGCAUCCAAGCCGCUGCGCUCGAGCACAAGGACAUGACCACCGCCAGCUGGAAUGGCGCGACGAUCGGGCUCCUCGUCGCGUAUACCGCGGCGAUGCUCAUCCUCUACACCGUCGCACCCGUGCUGUACCGGAUGGCGUCCUCGGCGUACUACAAUCUCAGUCUGCUUUCGUCGGACUUCUAUGGGCUUCUGUUCGGCCUGUUCCUUUACCACUACAAGGUGUACUGGCUCUACUUCCCGGCCUUCGUGAUCGUCAUCUCCGGCCUUGUCAUCUACUUCUGGCAUGCGACCCCGGAAGAGCAGGGCAAGAUCGACCCUCGCGCACCAGCUUACGUCCACCAGCGCGAAGGCCCGAACGUCAUCGCCGGGCAGGUGUAG